GACAUUAUUGAUCAUACAGGUAGGCCUGCAUAAACCUAACUUGUUGUUUACGAGGAUCAAUGUUGAUAUUUGAGGGAUAACUUGUGCACCACAGGAUUUGAAGUGCAAAUUCAUAUUUUUUACAGCCCAGGGGAAGGAGGGUCAUGCACAAUAAGCAGUUUGGCCACCAUUUAUUUGCCUAUUUAUUCCGAUUUAAAGUCCCCACUGGUCAAAUCUACUGAUGCAGUUUCUCUAUUUUUCAAGAGGACUUUUCUUUCACUUCCGGAGUGCAGCGGAUGUUCUUACGGACUCGGGAAGCGCCUGUACAGGACCGACCCGACCGCAAGAAUGUGUGUCUAUCAUCAUUUUAAGGUGCAGGUGGAAAUGUCCAGGAGGCAAUAGUAGCUUUGAGUAGCUCCUUUUCACUAAUCAUUUAUCCCAGUUGAAGCCCCGUCCUUGGUGUUCUUGUCGUGCCUUACCCAACCCUGGACCAUGAUGGAUCACAGAAAAGCCUUAACCAUCUCACUCACUGUUGACAAGGAUAAUUCUACGAUUGGAAACCCACUCAGAAUCCCCAUGACAUGUUUCUCGUCAGGGUAUGGGAAGUUAGAGAGACAGAUUCACUGGACCAAGUUCACAGGAUCCAAAGCCAGAUACAAUGAUUCAAAGCAUAAGAACGGAUCCAUGCAGUUUGACCACCAUGAAGCAGCCCUGGUCCGACUGGGAAUGGCCAGCAGGAAGCCCUGCCUGAUCCUCACGGACGUCUUGAAGACGGAGCCAGGCAGAGCUUAUCUGGAUGGGAAGAGGCGGGACCAGACAUCAGGAAAUGGAAGAAGGUUGUCAAGUCUGCGGAGCGAGAACAGUCGGAGGAGAGAGGAACCCCUGGUUUGUGGAGAGAGGAGGUCAGGUCUGAGAGAGGCCAAACACAAGGUUUUGCCAAAUACGAACAAGAGUGAUACUCCAAAACGCAACCAGAGGACCCUCUCGCUGUCUUCUGAGAGGUUAAGACUCAGGAGCAGGUCAGAGGAUGCUGAGCAGGAAGAUGUCAAGGAAGAGGACAAAGAAGUGAUGGAGGUGAUAAUAGGCGAGGACAACGGAGAGAAUGACAAAAAUGCUGAGGUUGUAGACUGUGGAUUGUCACUGAGUUGGAAGCCCACCGCAGACACAGGAGGUGAUGAGCUCUCUCCAGCUAGCACCAAGAAUGAUUGUCCAGAACCAGAAAGUGAUGAACAAUGCAGCGUGCAGAAGAGGAAAAGAGAGAAUGCAGAGUCCCACUGCAAUGGGACAGGCACACCCACAGGCCAUCGAGGGAGUGUGCUUCGCCUCUCUGGGGAAGCAGGGAGAGACAGAGGACCAGCUGCUAAACGCCUCUGUCCAGAAGAGAGGGGAGAGGAUUCAGAGGUGGACCAUGGGAUUUUGCAGCUCACUGUGGGGGGAGAUGACAGAACAGAAAGGGGCCUCAGUCCAGUCGUCAGUCCUAGAUCAGAGGCUCCAGAGACAAGAGGAGUACCAAGGCAGAGUCUGUCCACCAGCCAGGACAACCCAACCCAGGCCACUCCCUCUGAACCCAUUGUUUUGUCCAGUGAUGAUGAGGAGGGCAGUGGCAUUCCUCGGCCCUGCGGCCCAGUUUUCCACACACUGGUCAGUGUGGGAGAGACAGCGACACAGGGACAGCCUUCACAGGAAGUUGAGGCUGAACAGCAAGAUGUGUCUCAUAUGCAGCUGGUGCAUGUUGUGGUGGAAGACUUCCCUGGUACAGAGGCAUCGAGCUUUGGGCCUCCUCCCGUCCACAGAGCAGACGGCUCAUCUAUGAGCAUGGCCUUCUCUGUCCUGCACUGUGGGGGCUUCCAGGCGGAGGCUAACGGAGCGCUCAUGAUAACACACCAAAGAGUCAUCAUACCAUUGAAAGAUGCUAGCGGGCAGGUGGAAGUGACAUUAACCCUGGAGCCCAGAGAGCUGAGGAGGUACAGUGUGUGGGAGCAGCAGGAGCUGCAGGCCCUUGGGCUGGGCUAUAGAGGGAAGGAGCAGCCUUCCCCUGCUGCUCUGCUCCUGUUUUAUGUGUCAGACACUCAGGCUGCUGCUAUCCAGAGAGACCUCUGCAAGCUGUCACUCAGACAGCUUGGACCCACACCCAUGGGCCCGGCCAGCCCUUUUGUUCUGCUGAGCCUGAGAGAUGCUCUGGAAGGAGUGGAAGGGGCAGUCGUUUACUCCAUCCUGGACAUUAUCUGUCUCAACAACCUGACACAUCAAAAAUCCAGUGUUGCCCCCAGCUUAGAUAGCAUUAGCAUGUUGGAGGACAUCCACAGCCCUGCCCUGUCUCUGGACCAAACUUUGGAGCUGAUCAGAAUAACUGGGCUGGACCCCCAGCUGCUCUCCCUGUUGGGUGUCGACAGCACUGAUCCUGAAUCUAACACAGACCAGGACGGUCCACAGUCAGAUGGAGAGAAUAAGAAUGAACCGCACAGCCAGCUGGAGUUUGAGUCUCAAAUAGAAUCAGUUCCACAGCUGGACACAGAGCCAGAGCAAGACACUGAGCCUCAACUCAAACCAGAGGAGGAGAAAGAGAAGGAACCCCCUGCAGAGGAGAAGAGUGAGGAGCCCGCGCCCAUAUACACUCUGUGCCAUCGCAGAACCAGAGGAUCAUACUCUGUAUUCCUUGCUAAACCAGACUCCAGCUGGACCAAAUAUACACACCAGGGGCUGGCCCGCAGGUUGAUCCAGUUUCCUCCUCCACCGCUGAAAGGUGGAAUCACUGUGACAAUGGAGGACCUGCAGUGCCUUGACAGUGGACAGUUCCUCAACGAUGUCAUCAUCGAUUUCUACCUCAAAUACCUGCUCCAAAAUGCCUCUGCUGCUGUGGCUGAACGCUCCCACAUCUUCAGCAGUUUCUUCUACAAGCAGCUGACGCGAAGGGAUAAUGCCAGCGAGAGCGGCACCAGCGACUCCUGUCAGAGGCAGAGGCGGCACCAAAGGGUGAAGACAUGGACACGCCAUGUUGACAUCUUCAAAAAGGACUUCCUGUUUGUGCCUGUCAACCAGGAGGCUCAUUGGUAUUUAGUUGUCAUUUGCUUUCCUGGCUUGGAUGAGCCACAGUUUGAGCCCUGGACCGGCCCGGGUUUGCAGAAAGGAAACAGGACAGGCGAGGCCCAGGCUCGAGAGGAGGCCCAAAGGUGUAGAAGUUCACAUGUUGUCUCGGAAGCAUCACCGGCUUCAAACUCCAGUGAAAACAUGGACAAACUGACUGAAAAUGCUCAAGAGGAUUCCACAAAAGAGUCUCCACCUGGCCCACCGAACUGCACGGAGCAGACAUGCCAGAGGGAAGUUAUUUGCAAGAGGCCCUGCAUUCUUAUCAUGGACUCCCUCAAGCUCUCUCUCCAUGAGCGAGUCUUCAAACUCUUAAGGGAGUACUUGCAGUCAGAAUGGGAGGUCCGUCGAGGCUCGGUAAAGGACUUCAGUACAGAGCAGAUGAAAAACUCACACUGCCGAGUUCCCCUUCAGGACAACAGCAGUGACUGCGGCCUCUACCUGCUGCAAUAUGUUGAGAGUUUUCUGAAGGACCCUGUGGUGCACUUUGACCUCCCUCUCCGUCUAGAACGCUGGUUUCCACGACAGCAGGUGCGGAGGAAACGAGAUGAGAUCAGAGAUCUGAUACUUAAUCUUUAUCGCUACCAGAACCAGGAAAAUGUUGUCAGAUAGACACUCGACGCAACUCUGCCGUUGAGUGCAUCACAUUCCCGUAGCCACUAUCAAUCUCCGCUCAUACUGAGCGAUGGACAUUUCAGUGUGAACUGAAAAUACUUCUUUUUAAAUUAGAUUAUGUUGCUGUAACAUGGAUUAGCUUGGACAAAAUAUGACAAAGCUUAGUUGUCACCCUUGGUGUCAAAGAGCGUAACAACUAUGAGUAUCUUUGAUUCCUGUGAGUCAUUAUGAGGCAUUAAUCACCACAGUCUUGUUUAAUUUUCUCAACUAUUAAUUUAUUGUCACCAUGUAGCUGUCCAUUUGAACAGCAGUUUUAAAAGGCCAGUCUAAAAUUUUGUGCACCCCUAGACUUUUUACAGAUUUUGUUGUGCUGCAAAUUAAUUCAGAAAUGAUUUAGUUGCAUUUUAUUUUUCCAGACAGAGGAGAGAUGAAUUUUAGAUAUAUGAAGAUAAUGUGAUGGUGCAGAAAAACUUUAAGUAAAAAGUAAAAUCGUGUGAAAAAAUGUACAUAUAGGUUUUUGGUUGGACUCACUUUACAGACAUUUUUCAGACAUUUCAUAUGUGACUCAGUUGAUCAUUUAGAUCAUUGUCAGAGCUUUUUUAUUAUUGUCAUAUAUAAAAAAAGCUCUGAUCCUGCUUUCUUUACUAACAAAACUGAUAUCAGGCAGCUUUAGAGUACAUCUUAGUUAGGAUGUUAAUGUGCAGAAUUGAUUGAUACUCUGAAGACAUAGGUUUAAUGAGGAAUACGUGUCUCCUUGCAUAUUACAUGGUAAAACACAGAGCCUGAAUUUUUAAAGGGAUAAAAAUCACACUCCUUCUGUCUUGUGUGGAAAACCAUGAGGUGAGUUUUGAGUGAAGAGUCUCCUGUGCAGUUUCCUCCUUGAAUUCAGUACUAAACUGUUUUGCUGCCGCAUCCGUCCCAGAGUGAACCACCAUUUCCAUCCUUUGCUCAUCGUUUUCUAUAGUCCAUUGUGAAAAUCCUCAUAGGACACACUGAAAGCACUUUUGCAGAUUUGGAUGAAUUCUGACUUGAAAAUACUGUUCACAAACUAUUAUCACAACCAAAACCUGUUACUACAACUUAAAUAGGAGUGAAGUUAUAGACUAUUCUAGUUUUAUUUUUGAUACUGUUUUUUGUUUUGCAUUGUUUAAGCCAUUUUGACUUGUAGUUAUUUGCAUUGUCCAAUUUUUUAUGUGUAAACCUUAGCAGUUGCUACGGUAUAAGAUCAUGGGUUCUUAUUUUAUAGGUGAAGAAUAAGAAAAUGUGAUCCAAAUGGGUGACAUAAUUGCUAGUUAGGCAGUUUGAUUCAUAUCAGUCUAGUGUUUGUGCUUAUGUGCACUUUAGGCAAAAAUCCAAAUCCUAAAUUAGUUUUAGUUUUUUUUUUUUUUUGUAAUACAACAAUACGUACAGAAAGUCCAGAAGUGCACAAAAUUGCAUUGGCACAACAGUUGCAAUGUAUGCCAUAAAAUGCAUGGCCAAAAAGGGAAAAUAUUACACUAAAACCAAGAUAUAAAUUUGUUUGAAAAUCCCCUUGAAGAAUCUAUUCCUCCUCUACUCUGUUCAAGGCCAACACUUAACUAACAGAAACCAAACUCAUAAAGGCCUAACACACAUUGCAGCCCAACACCACUGUUGCCUAAAUUCUCUCAAGUGAGUUCAGUUCUUGUUGGAUUUUCAUGUUUUUGUCUUUUUGUUCAGGUGUUUAUCUGUCACUUCAACACUUUAUGUUGUCCUUGAUGCCAGGUUUUUAUAAGUAUUUUGUUGGAUGAAUGUAUAGGAUGCCAAUUGCAAAAUAUUAGUUUUGAAGGUGUAUUAAAACUUGUAGACUGAAGAACACUUAAAAUUCUGUGGUUGCAGUUUUUGGUACUUUUCGCCUGUGGAAGCUCAAGGCUAAAUAGUUGUAAUGAACAAGACGUUUUUGUUCUUGCUGCUGUAUUGUAUAAACACUGAUUGGACAAUUUU
This is a messenger RNA of Myripristis murdjan (pinecone soldierfish), 5640 nucleotides long. Its product is annotated as sentrin-specific protease 7. The transcript has 23 exons. Gene Ontology annotation, molecular function: SUMO-specific endopeptidase activity. Gene Ontology annotation, cellular component: nucleus; cytoplasm. The record is from RefSeq and is a predicted model, not a curated record. NCBI's taxonomy places the organism in Eukaryota, Metazoa, Chordata, Actinopteri, Holocentriformes, Holocentridae. Gene Ontology annotation, biological process: proteolysis; protein desumoylation. Bases 472 to 3675 code for a protein of 1067 amino acids.